Messenger RNA from Spea bombifrons (plains spadefoot toad), 2295 nucleotides. RefSeq names its product eukaryotic translation termination factor 1 (gene ETF1). Gene Ontology annotation, cellular component: cytosol; translation release factor complex. The transcript is spliced from 11 exons. The record is from RefSeq and is a predicted model, not a curated record. NCBI's taxonomy places the organism in Eukaryota, Metazoa, Chordata, Amphibia, Anura, Pelobatidae. Gene Ontology annotation, molecular function: sequence-specific mRNA binding; translation release factor activity, codon specific. Bases 183 to 1496 code for a protein of 437 amino acids. Gene Ontology annotation, biological process: cytoplasmic translational termination.
ACGUCGAGCAGCCCAUGUGAGCAAGCUUAGAUGCAACACAUGCAGCGGCAGCUGAGAAGGGAGCUAGAAGCCGGUUUGUACGUCACAGCCGGGAGUUAUCCCUGUUGAGAUCCGACGCAGGUCAAGUAACUGAAAUCCGGGAAUAGGAUACAGCGCGGCUGCAUAAAGCAGGAGGCGAGAAGAUGGCGGACGAUCCGAGUGCAGCAGACAGGAACGUGGAGAUCUGGAAGAUCAAGAAGCUUAUCAAGAGUUUAGAAGCCGCUAGAGGGAAUGGCACCAGUAUGAUCUCAUUGAUAAUUCCUCCAAAAGACCAGAUCUCACGGGUGGCAAAAAUGUUAGCUGAUGAGUUUGGUACUGCAUCAAACAUAAAAUCUCGUGUAAAUCGCCUCUCAGUCCUGGGUGCAAUUACAUCAGUGCAGCAGAGGCUUAAACUCUAUAAUAAAGUGCCACCGAACGGGCUAGUUGUGUACUGUGGGACAAUUGUUACAGAAGAGGGGAAGGAAAAGAAAGUAAACAUCGAUUUUGAGCCUUUCAAACCAAUCAAUACAUCUUUGUAUUUAUGUGACAACAAGUUUCAUACAGAGGCUCUUACUGCUCUCCUUUCUGAUGACAGUAAAUUUGGAUUUAUUGUGAUUGAUGGUAGUGGAGCACUUUUUGGCACUCUUCAAGGAAAUACACGAGAAGUAUUACACAAAUUCACAGUGGAUCUUCCAAAAAAGCAUGGUAGAGGAGGACAAUCUGCUUUGCGUUUUGCCCGCCUUAGGAUGGAAAAACGACACAACUAUGUGAGGAAAGUAGCAGAGACAGCAGUACAGCUAUUUAUCUCUGGCGACAAGGUGAAUGUUGCUGGUCUGGUGUUAGCCGGGUCAGCAGACUUCAAAACAGAGCUCAGCCAGUCAGACAUGUUUGAUCAGCGAUUGCAAUCAAAGGUUCUGAAGCUUGUCGAUAUUUCGUAUGGUGGAGAAAAUGGUUUUAAUCAAGCAAUCGAACUGUCAACAGAGGUCCUUUCGAAUGUGAAAUUUAUUCAAGAAAAGAAAUUAAUAGGGAGAUAUUUUGAUGAAAUUAGCCAAGACACUGGAAAGUAUUGUUUUGGUGUUGAGGACACGCUGAAAGCAUUGGAAAUGGGUGCUGUUGAAAUCCUGAUAGUUUAUGAGAACCUGGAUAUCAUGAGAUAUGUCUUGCGGUGCAACGGGGUUGAAGAGGACAAAAUUCUUUAUCUAACACCUGAACAAGAAAAGGAUAAAUCCCACUUUACUGACAAAGAGACUGGACAAGAACAUGAAUUAAUAGAGAGCAUGCCUUUACUAGAAUGGUUUGCUAAUAACUAUAAGAAAUUUGGAGCAACACUGGAGAUUGUUACAGACAAGUCACAAGAGGGAUCUCAGUUUGUGAAAGGAUUUGGUGGAAUUGGAGGUAUCUUGCGGUAUAGAGUAGAUUUUCAAGGAAUGGAAUAUCAAGGAACCGAUGACGAAUUUUUUGACCUAGAUGACUACUAGGUAGUCAACAUGGGUCUGGCAAUGUGCCUAGCCCUCCAGCAUCCAACCCAAGCAGAAGUUUCAUGAUGGAAACCAAACAGAUCCCCCUGCCUUAGAAAUGAACAUUUCAAGAACUUGAUCUAUAUGCAUUUGAUAUGAAAAGCAAAACACAUCAUUUUGUCACUAUAUAUAAUGCAACUGCAAGAUUCCCUAUGCCACUUCGGCAUUCACAAAAUUACUUUUUAUUUUUACUAAAAUUUAGUUGCUCUUGUAUUUUUAAGAUUUAUUUUUAUUCCUUGUACGCAGGCAAAACACUUUACCUACUUUAAACAUACAAGCAAAAUAUACACUGAUUAUCUAGUUCCUACCUAAUUGGGCAAAUACUACAUUGUUCAUUGACCCAUUUACAUUGUGUGCCAUCAUAAUAAAUUCAAGGAAAAAAUAAGAGGCUGAACAAAUUUGAUUUUGGGAUUAAGACUAAAUUUGCUUCAACAGUCCAUGCUGUAAUUAUUGGUGGUGGUACAGACUGUUUGUCAAAUUAACUUUUAUUUGAAAACUGAUUUGUUCAUCCAAUAUGCCGGAGCAUGUGUUGGAUUGGCCAAAAUAUUCAGAACCUUGGAGAUGCAAAUAACAGCGUAUUUAAUGUUAAAGUGCUCCUGUGUCAUCCAACAUACAGUGGCAAUGUAUUGCAUGCCUUGGUUUUUGUUAGACAUUCUGCAGAUCUGAACACUGAAGCCAGCAUUGAACAUGACCUUUGGAUGCCGUGGCCUUUAAUAUUUUGACUUCUAAAUACAUUAAAAUAGCAUCUGCUUAAUACAUA